UUCCUUAUUUGGUAUCUAAGAGAUGCCAGUGGAGGCUUGCACACUCAAUGUAUGAAGGAUUGUUUACUUCGUCUCCAGCUAGGAUUGAAAAUGGACAUCUGUAUUACAAGAACACAUUGUACACUGAUAAAAACUCAUUAGUAGUGUUGAAAGUAAGGAGAGACAGUAAUCUCACAAUUGGAGUUGUAAACGGAUAUAGUUUUGCUGGUGGAGAUCCAUACCUACAAGUACGGGUAUAUUAUGCCAAGCUAGGACCAUAUAGGUAUUUUGAAUGUGAGUGCUGCACAGGCUGCAUUGGUCAAUGUGGUUCAGUACAGCUGGCUAGCUGUUACUUAAAGAAUCUACAUAUUUGGAGACCUUUAUAUUACAGGUAGCUCUCAUUCGCAAUAUAUACAUCGAAGGUAUUCAAAUAAAAAACUUUUAUAACCUUUUCUAAACUCUUUUUCAGGGGAUC
Eurytemora carolleeae is the source of this 454-nucleotide messenger RNA. RefSeq lists its product as uncharacterized. Bases 48 to 374 code for a protein of 108 amino acids. The transcript has 4 exons. Lineage: Eukaryota; Metazoa; Arthropoda; Copepoda; Calanoida; Temoridae. The record is from RefSeq and is a predicted model, not a curated record.